CUGCUCACGCGCGGAGGACGCGGGGGCCCGGAGAGCGCAGACCGCAGGGGGAGCGACUGAAAACGUUCAGGCAUCCGUGGUAGCGGCGCGAGACAGGGCAGGGCGGAGAGAACAAAGUGAAGGGUACAAAAAAACCCUCCUCCUCCUCCUCCUCCUCCUGAGCCAGCGGCAGCUUGGGGCCAGAAAUGAAAGUAGGAAGGGAGCGGGAUGGUGGCUUUUCCUUUCUCUCUGGACACGCGCCCCAUUUAAACGUGCCCGGCUCCCUCGGUUGCUUCCAGAGCCUCAGGAGUUGCGGUGGUUUUGCUGUAGGGUGCCUAGGAAAAAAAGUUCUUUUGAAGUAAUGUUCAGAUUAGGACACAUCGCUGGUUCCCAGUAAAGGAGGAAGUGAGAACCUUGAUUUUUGUCUUCCCUGGCUCUGUUGGCUAGUUACGCCUUCCUUCGUUUUCUUUAUUUCCUGUUUUAACAAAGAAUCCUGGUGUUUGAUGUCAGGCUGAAACUAGAAGGCAACUUUUGGUGAUCCGUGGCUGUAAUGCAGAGUUCCUUGUUGUUGCUGACACGCGUUAGACAUGAAGAAGGUCCAGUACAGUACUGGUCGGCAUCCUUUUCCUUGCGGCGUGCUUUGGUAAUGCUUGCUUCUGGUAUCACAACUUUCAACUUUUUGUUACAGACAUGAACAAUGACUAUAGUUGACAAGGGAUCUGACUCUUCAAACCCCAUAUCUGGUCAGAAUCAAACUGGCAGCUCUGUGGGACCCCCUAAUGAAGAGAUGGACUCAGACUCUUCCAGCUGGGGCACUGUGUCAUCUCUGGACGUUGCAAACCACAGAAUCUCUUUGGGACCAGUACCUGGAGCUACAGAUUAUUCUAGUUCACCUGCAUCUGAAAAACCCAAGCCUUCAGCUCAGAAAGAUCAAUCUGUAAACGAUGGCAUCGCUCCACCACAGAAGGUUCUUUUUCCAGCAGAGAAGAUUUGUCUGAAGUGGCAGCAAUCCCAUAGAGUUGGAGCUGGUCUCCAGAACCUUGGCAAUACCUGUUUUCUCAACUCUAUCCUGCAAUGUUUGACUUACACACCCCCUCUUGCCAAUUACAUGCUUUCUUAUGAACACUCCAAGACAUGUCAUGAGCAAGGAUUCUGCAUGAUGUGUAUAAUGCAAACUCACAUUAACCAAGCCCUCUCAAACUCUGGCAGUGUCAUUAAACCGAUGGCUGUUAUCAAUGAUCUUCGACGAAUAGCAAAACAUUUCCGUUUUGGAAAUCAGGAAGAUGCGCACGAAUUUCUACGUUACACUGUUGAUGCUAUGCAGAAAGCAUGUUUAAAUGGGAGCACCAAAUUGGACAGACCUACCCAGGCUACUACACUCAUCCAUCAAAUAUUUGGAGGCUAUCUUAGAUCUAGAGUAAAAUGUUCAAACUGCAAAGGAGUUUCUGAUACCUUUGAGCCAUACCUUGAUAUUGCAUUGGAGAUAAAGACGGCUCAGAGUGUAAGCAAAGCUCUAGAAUUGUUUGUGAAGCCUGAACAGCUAGAUGGUGAAAAUUGCUACAAAUGUAGCAGGUGUAAAAAGACAGUUCCUGCUUCAAAAAGGUUUACAAUACAUCGAUCUUCUAAUGUGCUCACCAUAUCUCUGAAACGAUUUGCAAAUUUCAGUGGUGGAAAGAUUUCAAAGGAUGUAAAAUAUUCCGAGUUCUUGGAUCUUCGCCCAUUUAUGUCCCAGCAAAACGGAGAACCAGUUCUUUACACCCUGUAUGCAGUCUUAGUACAUACUGGUUUUAGCUGCCACGCAGGACACUACUUCGCCUACAUAAAGAGCUGUAAUGCACAGUGGUACCAGAUGAAUGAUUCCAUUGUAGCCAUCACUGAUAUCAGAACUGUCCUGAAUCAGCAAGCUUACAUGCUUUUUUAUAUCAGGUCCUCUGAUGUGAAAAAUGGAGAACUCAUUUAUUCCAUUCCAGGACAGUCUUCUCCCCGUCCAGCUAUUAGUCAGCGGGUAGUUAAUAGCAAGCAAACCGUAUCAGGAUUUAUUGGACCACAGCUUCCUCCCCACCUGAUUAAGACUUCUGGCCAUUUAAAUGGAACUGGGUCACUAAAAGAAACUCCAAGCAGUUCUGUGGUAUGUGCUAGCAACGUUACCCUAACCAGGCCAAAUUCGGCGCCUCCUUCAACUUCCAUUCAAAACUGGACAAUUAACCGACCCACUAUUCCUGAUCCUUCAAAAAAACAGAAGAUUACUAUCAGUAUUCACAACAAACUGCCUGCUCGCCAAAGCCUGGUCCAACCCAAUCUUCAUAACAGCUCUUUGGAGAGUCUGAGCAAGCCUGUUCCUUCAUCCACCAUUACUAAUUCCUCUGCAGUACAGUCUACCUCAAGUGCUUCUACAAUGUCAGUUGCUACUAAAGUACCUAAACAAUUGGCUACUAGUGAAGCUUGUUCUAAAGCAGUACUGAAUGGCAAGUCUAAGCUAAGCUCCAGCACAUUGGUCCCUUAUGGUGCAGAAUCUUCAGAAGAAUCUGAUGAAGAUUCAAAGGCAUUAGUUAAGGAGAAUGGACACAAGAAACCUGUAAAUGGAAUUUUGAUUGGAAGUGUAGCUAGUUCAUUGCAGAAUUCCUGUUCUUCCUGUCAAGAUGCUGAAAAGGAGGUACCCCAGCAUGAACUGCCAAAAACUGACAGAGUCAAUGGUGACAAAGUCAAUGGUGCUAUUUGUCUAGAUAAUAAUUCUAAAGACAAUGAUUUGAAACUUGAUGAUUCCACUUGCCAAACCAAGGCUCUUAAAACUACAGAGACUUUCUUUCCUAAAAUGAAUGGAUUGCAUGGAAAAAUGUGUGCAACUUUACCUUCAGUCCCUGAAGAUAAAAUCUUAGAAUCAUUCAAAUUCAGCCAGGUGAAAACUUCAUCAGAGGAUAUAAGUAUAACUGGAACUGAAAAAACCGAUCACAGUAUUCCCAACGAUUGCUGCAACAGCCAGGGUCCCUUUGCUGCAUCAGCUCCUGAGACCAUUUCUACCAAAGAAGGAAUUGUAGAGAAUACUGUGGCGAGAAAGGAGGAGGAUCAUUCUGACAUCAUUGAUCAGCAUAAAGCUAAGAAGAGAACCUUGGGCACUGAAGAGGAACGUGCUCUUGAGGAGUCUGCGGAUAAGGCAAGAGGACCAAAAGAAGCAAAGGUGAUGUUAAAGGAGGCUCCUCUGCACGUCAAAGGGCCUGCGGAGACUGUAGAGAAACUGGGACAAAGCUCCCUUAUAAAGUCUGACAGUGAAUGUAGUUCCAAAAAACUUUCUACCUUAAACAUUACAGACAAAUGCCAAGAAACAAAGCACAGUACUAGUGACUAUCCAGAGGGACAAAGUGCUGUGGACUCUCCUACAAAACUGAGCAAGGUUCUAGAGAGCUAUUCUAAGGAAAAUGAGGGACUGAGCGAUAAUGACAAACUUGGAGAAGACACAGAAAGACAAAAACUUCAGACACAUUCUCCAGGUAAAGAAAAGGUCUGCACCACCAAGAAGAUGGAGAGGGAGCACUACUGUAAAAAGAGACGGCACUCUGAAAACGAGGAGAAACUGGACAGUCGUGACUCCAGAAAGAGACGAACGUACAGCAGUGAGAGGGGGAAGCAAGAUCAUCACUACAAGAAGCACCAUGACAAUGGGAGCAAAUACAAACUCAUGCAUAAUGAAAGAAGCAGCAGAAGCUCCGGAAGGUAUCCUGAUUACAGAUCCCACAGCAGAGAACAAAAUGAUAAGGACGGGGGUUGGUAUUACCUUCCGAAGAGAGAAGGCUCUUGGAAUAGAGAGAGGUAUUACCAAGACAUCCCACGAAGGUGGGACAAAGGUAGAUAUUACUAUGAUUAUUAUCCUUUCCAUGCGCCAAGAGACAAUCGAGAGAGAAAGUUCUCUCACGUGGACAGAGAGUAUGCGAAACCAAGCCACAUUUAUGACCCUAGGUCAUACAAGGACUAUUACUACAAGACACGAUGGAUUCAUGAGCCAGCCACUAAGGAGAGAGAGAAACGCAACUUCAGCAGCUCCAAAGGAGACUUUCACCAUUGCCCAGCACCCCCACAGCAUUCUGAAAAGUAUUCCUCAGAGAAAAGUGCACCUACAGCGGGAGAAAACACUUCCAGUUUUGAGACUUCUUGCCUCAAAUAUGAGGACGUAAAGGACAGAAAAAGAAGAUGCCCUAUUGGAGACGAGAGUGACAGUGAGGCAGAAAGGGAGCGCAAAAAGACCCUGCAGCGUGAGCCUUCAGAGGAGCAAAAGGUGAAAAAACACAAGAAAUCAAAGAAAAAGAAAAAAUCCAAAGACAAACACAGAGAGAAAGGUAGCAGGUAACCCAGAAAAAAUUUGUCGCUGUGGUUCAAGAAACUCUUUUAGCGAUUUUAUUUUGGGGUAUUUUCCUUUCUUCUGUUGCUUCCGAGUCCAUUGCAUUGUAGACUUAUUACAUGCUAAUUGUGGGUUUUGUUUACAUCUGCUUUCUGAUUAUUCCACUAAGUGCUGCCUAGUUCUCCUAGGCCAGGCAGUGGGCUGAAUCUGGCCCUCAAAGAGAUUGGUUCCAGCUGCAAAGGUCUGGCGUGGGUGGGAGUGUGGGCAAAGGACCCUAGUGCGGGUGCUUGUUGUACAGGUCCUUGUGGUGUGUCUUUGUUUUUUCCCCUCUCCCUCCCUCGUUUUUUAUCUUUAGCACUGGUGAGCUCGGGAAGCAAAGGAGGCACAAAUGGAGUCCGUGUCAGUUGUUACGACACAGCUGUUGUGUCGGAUGUGCCACGUUCGUGUUCCUCCCAGAGGGUCAGAAGCACUUCAUCUGCACCAAGUGUAAGCUGGCAUCUGCCUUUGAGAAAAGAUUCACAGACUGGAAUCACCGGUAUCCAUGCUUCAUUGCAUUCGGGACCAGGAAGAUUACCUAGACAAGGAUUACGAGAGGCUGGUACUGGAGGGGCUAAAGGGCAAUAAGGAGAAGUGGCAGCAUGCAACUACUCAAAGGAGGAGGUCACCCAGAAUUGAAGAGGAGUGGACUGAGGUCAGCACCCACUUCCAAGCACUCUACAAUGGCACUGCUGAGGAAGAGGAAAAAGAGAAGAGAUCUGCAUGCAUGAGGCAGAAGUGGCAGCAGCCUAAAGAGCAGGAAAUGCAAGGCCCCAAAGACAGGGGCUCCAGAACCACUCCAUCAAGAAGAGUGGUGGUGGACGGUAACUCCCUUCUGCAGGGGACAGAGGCACCAAUUUGCUGUCCAGAUUUGGGAGCUCAGGUGUAUUGCCUGCCUGGAGCCUGUAUUCAGGAUGUCACAGAGUCUGCAAAAGCUCAUCCAUACUUUGGACCACUACCUCUUCCUGCUUGUCCACAUAGAUACUAACAAUACUGCAAGGAAUGACACUGACCAGAUCAGAAGUGACUAUAGGGCUCUUGGCAGAAGGAUUAAGGAGCCUGGAGUACAAGUUCUGUUCUCAUAGGUCCUUCCCAUGGAAGGCAGGGGUCCAGGCAGAGACCGUUGUAUCUUGGUAGUGAAUGCAUGACUGAGAUGGUGGUGUCAAGGUGAAGGCUUCAGCUUCUUUGACAAUGGGUGGAUGUUCUUAGGAGGGAUGUUCUGCUAUUAAGAGAUGGGAUUCAUCUCACAAGAAUGGGAAAGCACAUCUUUGGGCAUUGUACGGCCAAUGUAGUGAGGACUUGAAACUAGGUUCCAUGAAAGAUGGUGAACAAAACCCUCCAGUAACAGAGCACGCAGUCCAGAGGGGAAAGGACUCAAAGAAUCGACUCAACUUUGGAAGAGGACCAGAGAGCUACAGGACUGCAACAAGUGGCAAAAAAAGGAAGCAAGGAGGUGAAAAUGCACAAUAUAUCUGAUUCACAUAUACAAAUGCAAGAAGUAUGGGGAAUAAACCAGAUGAGUUGGAAGUGGCAGCCUGUGAAAAGAACUACAAUCUGACUGGCAUCACUGAGGCCUGCUCUUAUGACUGGAUUGUGAACACUGAGGGUUACACUCUGUUUCGGAAGGACAGGGUUGGGAGAAAAAGUAGUAGUGUUGCCUUGUAUAUCAAAAACACAUAUACUUGUUCCCUGGUUCAGGAGGAAAAAGACAGCAAAGAGGAAUGCAUUUGGGUGAAGAUGAAAGGUGAAAGAUGCAGUACCAAUAUAAUGAUGGGUAUUUAUUACAGGCCACAUAAUCAGGAAAAGGAGGUGAAUAAGGCACUCUUACAGCAACUGACAAAUAUAUUGAAAAGCUAUGGGAUGGUACUGAUGGGACACUUCAGAUUUUCAGACACCUGCUGAAAGAACAAUGCAACCAAACAUAAAAUGUCAAGCCGGUUCCUAAUGUGUGUGGAGGACAACUGUCUCUUCCAGAAAGUAGAGGAUAUAACUAGGGAAUCAUUUGUCUCUUACUGCACAGAGGAGGACGCAGACCAAUGGCCUGAAGUUGCAGCAAAGUAAAUUUAGAUUGGAUAUCUGGAAAAACUUCUUCGUUGUGAGAACAGUGAGGCAGUGGAAUCCCUUGCUCCCUUUUUUCUGCUGUGUGUGUCAGGAUGUUUUUAAGCCUUUUCAGAGGCACUGGGUGUUGGCUACAGCUAAGGCUGGGGACUUCAACUGGAGUGUGCCAGUUCUCCCUAUUAGAAGCAAAGCCAGAGGUUCCUGCCUCAAGGGUCUUGCCCCUCCACUCAGGGUCAGACCGAUUUCCAUAGUUGGGGUCAGGAAGAAUUUUACCCUACGGUCAGAUUGGUAUGGACUUCCUCUGUAACAGGGGGCAUGGCCCCCCACUACCCAGGACUUCUUCAGGGUAUAUUGACAACAUUUUAUAGAAGCAGGACAUUGGCUGCUGUGGUUCCCCUACAUUACAUUUAGCAGGCUGGGGUGUUAGGUCUAUAUUGUGUCAGGGUUGAGGGUAGUCUUAUGUAGAGUUUAGAUUAUGGUUUUAUGGGAUGGUUGGGAUAGCAAUGAUGCUGCCUCAGGCAGAGGGUUGGACAAGAUGACCUCUGAGGUCCCUUCUGGCCCUACUUCUCUAUGACUUUAUGACCUUCUCCAGAGAGACCACAGCUUCAGGGGACAUGUCAACAUAGCCAAGAGGGUAGUACCCACUGCCUUUCUCAUUGAUAAAUUCACCAUUGGUCAGUUGGGAAUCAGCUGGCAGGUUGGGAAUCAGUGGUACUUGGCGAUGGAUAUGAGUGGUGGCAGUUGAAAUAGCAUACGGGAACAUCUCCUAGCUAAAAAGGAGGUGUACACCCAAUGGAAGGGUGGGGCCAUCACCAGGGAGGACUAUACCUCAGUUGCUCAGGGCCGCAGGGGGGUGGGCA
Molecule: messenger RNA, 7263 nt
Organism: Alligator sinensis (Chinese alligator)
Lineage: Eukaryota; Metazoa; Chordata; Crocodylia; Alligatoridae
Gene: USP42
Product: ubiquitin specific peptidase 42
Exons: 15
Coding region: 677-4318 (1213 amino acids)
Biological process (GO): protein deubiquitination; regulation of apoptotic process
Cellular component (GO): nucleus; cytosol
Molecular function (GO): cysteine-type endopeptidase activity; cysteine-type deubiquitinase activity
Source: RefSeq, a predicted model, not a curated record